AUGGCAUCUCCUUUUCCUUGCACAUUCUUCUCUUUUCUCUUGCUCCUUCUCCUACCCUUCUUAUCUUCCUCAUAUGAUCCCAACUCCAAGCCUGACCAGCUUCACUUGUCUUCACCAGCAUUCUUCCCGAAACUCCAAGCCGAAAAGCUCAUUCGGGACCUCAACUUGUUCCCCAACGAUGAGAUUAACACCGGAGCUUAUUACAACUCUUCAUUGGACGCUCCAAAGCUUGUCGAAAAGCGCUUCAAGAUGCCAUACUUUGCUGCUGCUAAUGGAACCACUAUUGCAGAGCUUGGACACCACGCCGGCUACUAUCGCCUCCCAAAUUCCCACGCGGCAAGGAUGUUCUACUUGUUCUUUGAAUCAAGGACAAACAAGAAUGACCCUGUAGUGAUUUGGUUGACUGGAGGACCAGGUUGCAGCAGUGAACUUGCUGUGUUUUAUGAAAAUGGUCCUUUCCAUAUUGUAAAUAACUUGUCUCUUACUUGGAAUGACUAUGGCUGGGACAAGGCAUCAAACCUUCUCUACGUUGACCAACCUACUGGAACUGGUUUCAGCUAUUCUUCGGAUAGCCGUGAUAUUCGUCACGAUGAAGAAGGUGUCAGUAACGAUUUGUACGAUUUCUUGCAGGGAUUUUUCACCCAGCAUCCUCAAUUUGUUAAGAAUGACUUUUACAUCACUGGAGAAUCUUAUGCUGGCCACUACAUUCCGGCAUUUGCUUCUCGAGUGCACAAAGGAAACAAAGACAAGGAAGGGAUUCACAUAAAUUUUAAGGGAUUAGCAAUAGGUAAUGGCUUAACCAAUCCAAGUUUCCAGUACAAGGCAUACCCCGAUUAUGCACUACAAAUGGGUUUGAUUAAGAAAGCUGAUUAUGAUAGAAUUACCGAGUCGAUUCCAGCCUGUGAACAAGCAAUCAAGACUUGUGGCCCUACUGGUGGACGGCCUUGUGUAGACGCAUACAGUGUUUGUAAUAACAUAUUUUCCGAGAUCAUGGAUAUAAUCGGUGAUAAAAAUUAUUAUGAUAUCAGAAAACAAUGUGUGGGGGAUCUAUGUUAUGACUUCUCAAACAUGGAGACAUUCUUGAACAUGAAAUUAGUUAGGGAAGCCCUAGGAGUAGGUAGCAUAAACUUUGUUUCUUGCAGCUCUACGGUGUAUGAGGCUAUGUUGUCGGACUGGAUGAGAAAUCUGGAGGUGGGAAUUCCUGCCCUUCUUGAAGAUGGAAUUAAGGUGCUAGUGUAUGCUGGGGAGUACGAUCUUAUAUGCAAUUGGCUUGGGAACUCAAAUUGGGUUCAUGCUAUGGAAUGGUCUGGUCAGAAAGCAUUUGAGGAAUCACUAACGGUUCCAUUCAAGGUUGGCGGUGCAGAAGCAGGACUGCUUAAAAGCCAUGGACCCCUCGCUUUCCUCAAGGUCCAUAAUGCUGGUCAUAUGGUCCCAAUGGAUCAACCAAAAGCCGCCUUACAGAUGCUGACAAAUUGGAUGCAAGGGAAUUUAGCAAUGGCCCAGUCAAGAGAAAGAGCUGCUCACAAGUGA
Molecule: messenger RNA, 1530 nt
Organism: Fragaria vesca subsp. vesca
Lineage: Eukaryota; Viridiplantae; Streptophyta; Magnoliopsida; Rosales; Rosaceae
Product: serine carboxypeptidase-like 48-like
Exons: 9
Coding region: 1-1530 (509 amino acids)
Biological process (GO): proteolysis
Cellular component (GO): vacuole
Molecular function (GO): serine-type carboxypeptidase activity
Source: RefSeq, a predicted model, not a curated record